AUGCAGCCCUCUCGCCAACUGGUGCCUCCAAAUGUCAAUGAAAUAUCUCACUUCGAUGCUUCCCGCAAUUUGUAUGCACUGGUUAAUAUGACUCGGAUGCCUGUACCUCCACAGCUGUCAUGGCCCGAGAACGACGGUGGGCAUGCUCUGAUGCAGUUCUCAGUAUCCGAGUCUGGCCCAGGCUCUGAUAAACAGCUGCCCACCAACAAUGACUCGGAGCCUGAGUUGUACAAUGCAGGCCUGCAGAUGAUGAGCAUGCCUCAACUGCCUCAACAGGACCCCCAGAAUCUUGACGCACCUGCUAUUGGUGCUAUGCACAAUCAGCCCGGGCCAUCUCAGUUUCAUGCUCCCAUGUUUACUGAUACUAGCAUGCAUCUGCAGCUGUACCAUCAGAAUCUUGAUACACCUGCAUUUGGUGCCAUGUACAACAAUGUCAUGAAUCUUAGCAUCGCACAAAGUCCUUAUUUGGCCACAAGGCCCCUGCACUAUUACCCUUCUCCUAACAUGGGUUCCUUCUAUCCUGACUUUAGUGAGCCAGUCAUGUUGAAGGGCAAGGAUGUAGCAUUACCACAAGGCACCAAGCAUGAGCCUCAUCAAGAGGUAAUGUUCGUGGAUGAGGACAUAACAUCUAGUCAACAUGGAGAACAACAUCAGCAAGGCAGCAAGGUGCAAAGCACCUUCAAGUUUCGCGAAUAUCACGGGCCACCAAAGAAGAGGGGUAAAGUGGCCACGCGAAGGGUGGAGAAAUCCAGUUCUCAGUCUCGAGCAUUUAAUUUGGUGCCAUCCACAGCCCUCCCUAUCACUGCAUCAGCACCAUCCACAUCUACAUACCGUGUGGAUCUGGUAUACGACCAAAACAAUACAAAGCACCAGCGCAUUGUCGACUCUGCGGAGCAGUCAAUCAUCACAGAUGCCAUUAAUGAAAACUGCUUAACAGACCUAUCGACUAGACAGCAGUUAGUUCUACAGGAGUUGAGAGCAGCAGCAGUAUCAGAAUAUAAAGAUGAAGACAAGCAAAAGAUUGCAUGCAAUAUAGUCCAACUUGGAUACCAUCUGCGAUCUCCAGCACGGGCAGCCACCACCGAACCUGAACACCAGGCAGGCUUGAUCAUCAUGCUCAUCGACGACACAAUAGUAUUCCUACCCAGAUAUGUUUUUGGUGAGGACGAAGAUACUCAUGAGUUACACUUCCUGGAAAAUGUGAUGGUGUGGAAUGUUUUUCUCAAUACAAUUGUGGAACACAACCUCUACCCCUACCUCCAUAAACUCAACAAAAUGUUUUGCGCAGCUGCUGUGGCUGUCAAAUGUGCAUUGAUGAAGCUUAGGACGGGGAAACUGCUGGAAAUUGACUUUACAUUUCAGAGAUUUAGACACAUAUAUGAGGAUCUACUGAAGCAUAUUGACGAAGACCGUAGCUCAAGGGUUAAUGGAUCCGAAGGGCUUGGCCUUAGCUCGUGCGCUGUGCCCCUUACCCGAGUACAUGCCCUUAAUUUCAGAAUGAAGUCCGAAGGACUUCCGGAGACUGGCUACUCUGGUGGAGUGCUGAAGGACUUCCCAUGGUAA
Molecule: messenger RNA, 1563 nt
Organism: Suillus subalutaceus
Lineage: Eukaryota; Fungi; Basidiomycota; Agaricomycetes; Boletales; Suillaceae
Exons: 3
Coding region: 1-1563 (520 amino acids)
Source: RefSeq, a predicted model, not a curated record